Cylas formicarius (sweet potato weevil) is the source of this 670-nucleotide messenger RNA. RefSeq lists its product as uncharacterized. The record is from RefSeq and is a predicted model, not a curated record. Bases 165 to 431 code for a protein of 88 amino acids. NCBI's taxonomy places the organism in Eukaryota, Metazoa, Arthropoda, Insecta, Coleoptera, Brentidae. The transcript has 4 exons.
GGAACACUUUCAAUGUCAAAAUGCAAAUCUGAAGAAAAUUUCACAAACUACAUAUAUAAACGACAGGUUAUUUUCUUGCGCUGCAAGUGUAGACAACAAUUCGAUUAAUGUAAAAUGGUUCAAGCUCCCAAGGUCUUCGAUUAAAUAACCCUCGUUUAAAAAAAAUGAAAAUAUAUGUGUUGAUUUUCCUUGCAGUUUUGCUCGUGCUGGUGCCCGAGAUUUGUGGCAGUUACACCAAUUCCAGGUCAGAAAUAUCGCAUCAAGAUCCUCGUUUGGACGGUGUUUGGAAAUCGAAAGUACAAUGGAAAGCCCAUUGGGUCAAGCACUGGGAAGUCAAAAAGGUAUACGUACCGGUUUGGAAAAAGGUAUGGACUCCGGUAGAAACCCGAGAAUGGUUGCCUAUACCAAAAGUUCCAACGAAAUUCGGUUAGACCCAAUUAACUCGAGCACCACUCUUCUGGGGAACAUCUCCAUGUACAACUGUACACUUUACGCAUUGCUCUCGGUUCUAAAUACGAAACCCCAAAAGUAGUACAUAGCAGAUGCUCCAAAUUGGCUCGGCAAAAUGUGAUUUAUUCUCUAGUGAUAUUUUAUUUAAUUAUUUUUAUUUAUUAUGUGUAUUGUGUUCUUAUUGCCUACAAUUGUGGUUGUUUUCAAUAAAGUUGUUAUC